GAAGGCUCCAGUGGCAGGGCCCGCGUGCGCCAACGCCACCCAAGACAGCGCUUCGUGGCCCCUCCGUAGCCAUUUUGGCUCAAGCCAUUCAGGCUCAAGCCUCUUAGCGCAAGCAUGACAUUGUAAGUUGCUGGAGUGCGUGCGAGGGAUGCUGGACAAGCCGUAUCGUACACGGGGGGAUGUUCGUUUUGCUGGCAUACCUUUUCUUUGCCAGCGCAACAGGCGCCGCCUUCAGUCAGAAGGAAGCUACGUUCUACAUGCAUUUGAAUGCAAUUUCUAUGUGCUCGCCGGAUCAUGUUGCAUCGUGGGAUUGUGGCAUCGAUUGCGACGCAUCAUCAGCGAAUAUAGUUCAUGGCAGUCUCCGCAUUCUGGGUCCAAGUACUAUCUACCAUGCGCGAGGUUUUGUUAUACAGCGUCAACGUGCCGAGCCCCAGAGCGCAAAGGAGUGCAUUGCAAUAUUCGCUGGGACUUCGUUUUACGAUAUCCAAAACAUCCGAGCUGACGUGGAGGCGUGGCUCACGCCAUGGCCUUCGUGGCAAAUCCACACAAGAAACGGCACUCAUCAAAGUUCGUGCCCAUCAUGCAAAGUUCACCAUGGAUUCGCGUCUGCGUACGGCGAGCUACGAGAGUCUCUGUUCCAUCAUCUACAGGACUUGCAAUGCGGUGCAGUUGCCUUCACGGGACACUCCUUCGGGGCAGCGCUCGCAACGCUGGCAUCUUUCGAUCUCCGUGCCUGCUGCAGUUUUAUGCGGGUGUCUGGUGUAUGGACUUUUGCUUCGCCACGCGUUGGCAACUCAGCGUUCGUAUCGGCUUACAGCAAGUACUCGAUAGAAGAGUUCCCGCCCAUGUGGCGCGUUGUGCGCCAGUAUGACUUGAUUCCGCAGUUGCCGCCGUCGUGGCUCGGCUUCGAACACGCCCCAGUACAGGUGUGCUAUUCGACGCCUGUAGCCAAUGUUUCAGAUGUUCACAUUUGCACCGAUCCACAAGCUUGCGCCACAAAUUCUCAUUGCAGAUACGCAUACGGCUCUAUGGCGUAUCACCAUGGUUACUUCGGAGUUCCUCGCACAGACGAGGAUGAGGCGCCAGAGUCGUGCAUUCCCAUCGGGGAGCUGCAACGGCAACGAGGCAGGAGGUUCCAAUUUCUCCUCAUUGUAGUCGUGCUAUUCAUGUGUAUUGUUGUCUGCUUGAGUGUUCUAUGUGUCUGGUGUUGUCGAGAUCCUGAUGCGUCUGGAUGUCAGGAUCAAGGCCGCGAAUGGUGUGACAGCAGUGUAACAUCUUCAGAAGGCACUGAUACGUCUGAGAUGCUGACGCUGAUGCGAGAAGACAGCGGCUUUUGGCUAUGAGCAUGAGAUGCAGACGACGUCGGGGAAAAUUCAUGCUCAAAGCCUUCGAACCUACAGUGCAUCUGCUGAGGCGAGGCGUCUAGGACAGCUGGGCAUACAGAGCACCUGGAGUGGCUUGAGGAAUGGGCUCGAACCCCCCCAACAAAAGGAUGAGGGCUGACCUCGAGAAAGGGUUGGGCAUACUCGGGCUCAGAGGUUUGCAUAGCCACCGUCUGCCGGGGUCUCCGAAGGCGGGCUCCCAGGCGGUGGUGACGGACACCUCUCCGCCGCGCACACCGAGGCCGGCGUGAGCUCCUGUCCUCUCGGAGCAGGGCUCGCUGUCGGUGCUGUUGAUUUGUGUCUCGCUGCGGAGGCGCAAGCGGUUCGUCGACCACCGUCAGUCGACCCUCCAUCUCCUUCUGCGACGCAGCCAUGCUGUCGUGCUAUGCACUGCUGGAGGGUGGAGUUCUGAAUCUUUCAAGGCCCAUGCCAUUCGUUGCCUCUUGUCAUGUUGUGGCUCGGAGGUCGGGGUCACCCAUUCGUCCUUGCUUGUGAAAAAAAGACAGCGCUUCGUGGCCCCAUAGGGAGCUCCACCGAAGGCGACAGCGGCGCAGUCCGCAGGCGCCAACGCCACCCAGGAUAGCGU
Molecule: messenger RNA, 1968 nt
Organism: Prorocentrum cordatum
Lineage: Eukaryota; Dinophyceae; Prorocentrales; Prorocentraceae
Source: the annotation of a GenBank genome assembly